UUCCGGUGACCGGUCAUGUGGGGCAUUGGUUAGUAUAAAUAGCGAGACAACUGCGUUCUUCAUCAACCUCAGUCAUUUGCAGUUUUCGGAAGGUCUGGUCUGGUUCCAGCGAGUGUCUUCACCUUCAAAUUCUCAACCUCCAUUGCACUUGCUCCAGCUUGAGAAAUGGCAGAGACCUUUCUAUUCACCUCUGAAUCUGUAAACGAGGGUCACCCUGACAAGCUGUGCGACCAGAUCUCCGAUGCGGUGCUCGAUGCCUGUCUAGAGCAGGAUCCUGACAGCAAGGUUGCCUGUGAGACUUGCACCAAGACUAACAUGGUCAUGGUCUUUGGAGAGAUCACAACCAAGGCCAACGUGGACUAUGAGAAGAUCGUCCGUGACACGUGCCGUACAAUCGGAUUCGUGUCUGAUGAUGUGGGUCUUGAUGCUGACAAAUGCAAGGUCUUGGUGAACAUUGAGCAGCAGAGCCCUGAUAUUGCUCAGGGUGUGCAUGGCCACUUCACCAAGCGCCCUGAGGACAUUGGUGCUGGCGACCAAGGUCACAUGUUUGGUUAUGCAACUGAUGAGACCCCUGAGCUCAUGCCACUGAGCCAUGUCCUUGCAACCAAACUAGGAGCUAAACUCACUGAGGUUAGGAAGAAUGGUACCUGUGCUUGGCUGAGGCCCGAUGGCAAGACACAAGUCACCGUUGAGUACUACAAUGAGAACGGUGCUAUGGUUCCAGUUCGUGUCCACACUGUCCUCAUUUCAACCCAGCAUGAUGAGACUGUCAGCAAUGACCAAAUUGCUGCUGAUCUUAAGGAGCAUGUCAUCAAGCCUGUCAUCCCUGAGAAGUACUUGGAUGAGAAGACUAUCUUCCACCUUAACCCUUCAGGCCGCUUUGUCAUUGGUGGCCCUCACGGUGAUGCUGGCCUAACCGGAAGGAAGAUCAUCAUUGAUACUUAUGGUGGCUGGGGUGCUCAUGGUGGAGGUGCCUUCUCAGGCAAGGACCCUACUAAGGUUGACAGGAGUGGUGCCUACAUUGUGAGGCAGGCAGCAAAGAGUAUUGUGGCAAACGGCUUAGCCCGGAGGUGCCUUGUUCAGGUUUCUUAUGCUAUUGGUGUUCCUGAACCCUUGUCUGUCUUCGUUGACUCUUAUGGAACUGGAAGUAUCCCUGACAAGGAGAUUCUUCAGAUUGUGAAGGAGAAUUUUGACUUCAGACCUGGAAUGAUGACCAUCAACUUGGACCUUAAGAGGGGUGGAAACAGGUUCAUCAAGACAGCUGCAUAUGGACACUUUGGAAGGGAUGACCCAGACUUCACCUGGGAAGUUGUGAAGCCACUCAAGUGGGAGAAGCCUCAAGCUUAAGAGCUGUGAAGUUAGUCUGUCCCGUCAAUGGUUAUCUUACUAAGUGUGGGUGAAUAAUGUGUUUAGUUGUUGUUGCUGCUGCUCAAUUUCUAGGUCUUUAUUCCAUCUUAUCAUACCUAAACUGCUUUAUAUUUUUUUUUUCUACAUACAAUUUUUCAUGUUACCGUGUUGGUGCAAUGAAAGUUUAUUUGAAUUUUGUCCCAAA
Lotus japonicus is the source of this 1552-nucleotide messenger RNA. RefSeq names its product S-adenosylmethionine synthase. Gene Ontology annotation, molecular function: methionine adenosyltransferase activity; ATP binding. Gene Ontology annotation, cellular component: cytosol. NCBI's taxonomy places the organism in Eukaryota, Viridiplantae, Streptophyta, Magnoliopsida, Fabales, Fabaceae. The transcript is spliced from 2 exons. The coding region runs from base 166 to 1347 and encodes 393 amino acids. The record is from RefSeq and is a predicted model, not a curated record. Gene Ontology annotation, biological process: S-adenosylmethionine biosynthetic process.